Molecule: messenger RNA, 939 nt
Organism: Saxophila tyrrhenica
Lineage: Eukaryota; Fungi; Ascomycota; Dothideomycetes; Mycosphaerellales; Extremaceae
Exons: 1
Coding region: 1-939 (312 amino acids)
Biological process (GO): mitochondrial citrate transmembrane transport
Cellular component (GO): mitochondrion
Molecular function (GO): citrate secondary active transmembrane transporter activity
Source: RefSeq, a predicted model, not a curated record
AUGUCUACCAACGCAGCCGCUCGUAUGGCGGCACAAUCACCAGCAUCGACAUCAGACAAGCAGAACAACACGCCAACUAAACCGAGCCCCUUCCGCUCCAUUAUCGCUGGUAGCACCGCCGGCGCAGUUGAGAUCGCCAUCCUCUAUCCCGCCGAGUUCGCGAAAACCCGCACCCAACUCAACCAGCGCCUGCCUUCAGGCCAGAAACUCCCCUUCCCUCCAUUCGGCGCGCAAUGGUAUGCCGGCUGCACCACCCUCAUUAUCGGCAACAGCAUCAAAGCUGGAGUCCGCUUCGUUGCCUUCGAGCAGUUCAGAAGAGCCUUGAGUGAUGCGGAGGGUAAUGUGAGCGGUCCAAUGACGGUGGUGAGCGGGUUUCUGGCAGGAGCUACGGAGAGCUUGCUGGCUGUGACGCCCUUCGAGAGCAUCAAGACUCAGUUGAUCGAUGAUCGCAAGAGACCGCAGCCACGGAUGAAUGGCUUUCUACAUGGGAGCAGACUGAUAUUCCGGGAGCAAGGCGUGCGCGGAUUUUUUAAGGGUUUCGUGCCCACGACUGCGAGGCAAGCGGCAAACUCUGCGGUGCGGUUUAGCUCGUAUACCUGGUUGAAGCAGAUGGCACAGUCAUAUGUCGCGCCCGGGGAGAAACUGGGGACAUUGGGCACGUUUGCGAUUGGAGGCAUGGCAGGAACGGUCACUGUCUACGCGACGCAGCCGAUCGACACUGUCAAAACCAGGAUGCAAGCCAUCGACAGCAAGGGCAUGUACCGCAACAGCAUCGAUUGUGGUGUGAAGAUCUUCAGGGAGGAAGGUGUUUUCAAGCUGUGGAGUGGUGCUCUACCCCGACUGGGAAGGCUGAUGUUCAGUGGUGGCAUUGUGUUUGCAAUGUACGAGAAGACCAUGGAGCUAUUGGAUAAGGCAGACCCGGGACGAAAGUACAUUUGA